Messenger RNA from Pyricularia oryzae 70-15, 1609 nucleotides. RefSeq names its product mitochondrial hypoxia responsive domain-containing protein. Gene Ontology annotation, biological process: mitochondrial respiratory chain complex IV assembly. The record is from RefSeq and is a predicted model, not a curated record. The coding region runs from base 346 to 1107 and encodes 253 amino acids. The transcript is spliced from 2 exons. Lineage: Eukaryota; Fungi; Ascomycota; Sordariomycetes; Magnaporthales; Pyriculariaceae. Gene Ontology annotation, cellular component: mitochondrial inner membrane.
AGACAACAGGAGGACCCUUGGUCUCUGUACAUAAUUGUAGAUGCUCCAUCCAUUUGGGCCACCACUGUCCUCAAGUUAGAAGCCGAUUCAGACACAAUCCACCCCGUUCUGCCUUAUCAAUCGCACUUGGCAACACUCUGACAUCAUCAACCCCAAACUUUUUUUCCCACCCCUAUCUCACUAUUACGACCGAUAUCGUCAUCUGGGCCGAGCUAUAUUGAAAGCCCGCUCUGCAGUCAAGACCACGACAAGAGAAUCAAGUAAAACACAACUCACGUCCACGAUAGCCAAUUACAACUCACAUUUCCCGAAACCAAAGCUCGAACUUUCCACAAAACCGCAAUCAUGAGAGUCAUCAGCAAAGAAGAAGAAGCCGCCCACUACAGCGCAACCAUAAAGGGAGGCUUGGUCGGCGGUAGCGUCGGCCUGGCGCUGGGUCUCGCAGGCGUCGUGGGCGCUUCCAAACGGUACGCCGCCUUCCGGUCGCUGACGCUGCCGUUCCGCGCCUUCCUGGUCACGUCGUCGGGCACCUUUGGUGCUAUCACGGUGGCGGAGCGGUACAGUAUCGCGUUCGCCAAGCAGCAGGACCCCAUGAACUUUUACAAGGACGAGUCGACGCGCGUGCUCGAGGAGGCGCGCCAGCAGGCCUCGCAGAUGCAGCGCCUCAAGGACUGGGGCCGCGAGAACAGGUACACUAUCGUCUUCGCCAGUUGGCUGGCCAGCAUGGGCGUCGCCCUCGCCGCUGUCGGCAAGGACAAGUACCUCACCACCGCCCAGAAGCUGGUCCAGGCCCGUGUCUAUGCUCAGGGUCUGACCCUGGCCGUCCUCAUCGCCACCGCGGUGUUCGAGACGGCUGAUGCCAAGAGCGGCAGGGGAAGGUGGCAGACCGUCAUGGUUGUCGACCCCAACGACCCGGAGCACAAGCACUUGAUUGAGAAGAAGAUCCACAAGGAGGAGUACGAGGGACAGGAUCUGUGGAUGGAUAUGGUUGCCGCUGAGGAGAAGAGGAUAGCCAACCAGAAGAAGGUCCGCGAAGAAGCCGCCGCCAAGGUCAAUGGCGAGGCCAAGAAGGAAAACUCGGGGAAGACCGAAGCUGCCUCGGCAUAAAUGACCAUCCUUCCAGCCAAAUAUCAUUUUUUUAUGGUUUUUCUUAUCAUUGUUACACGCCUAACAUCCCUACAGGCCUCUAUCGGGCACAUGAGACAUCUCUACUCACCCAAGAGCAUUAUAAACCUACCCAAGAAGACGGACCCGAGUUUCUCGUGCCGCAGAGAGAAGGAUAACAGUUUAUAGAUGGUGUCUGUAAAUAUAGACAAAAGGCGUAUGGUGGCGUUUUGGGAAGCAUUUUUGUACGUUCCCGGUCUUAACGCGGGAGCGGGAGCGUAAAUGGCUUAAUGGCGUCUAAUCUGAAGGUGUUGACCUCAGAAAUCGGAUGUAUGGUUGGCCUAGAUUUUGACGACUAGUCGUCCAAGGGAAGGACCUUGGUUAGAUUAGCUGAAUGGCAGUGUCACACCAUCUAAUAUGAUAUCGCGUUCAAUAUCAGUUCUUUUGUUCAUGAGACUGGCUUGGCUGGUUAUCUCAACUCAUUUCUUUGAUUCUGAGGCUUUUG